This is a messenger RNA of Helianthus annuus (common sunflower), 1365 nucleotides long. Its product is annotated as AT-hook motif nuclear-localized protein 28. NCBI's taxonomy places the organism in Eukaryota, Viridiplantae, Streptophyta, Magnoliopsida, Asterales, Asteraceae. Bases 201 to 1145 code for a protein of 314 amino acids. The transcript has a single exon. The record is from RefSeq and is a predicted model, not a curated record. Gene Ontology annotation, cellular component: nucleus. Gene Ontology annotation, molecular function: minor groove of adenine-thymine-rich DNA binding; DNA-binding transcription factor activity.
GGCCCACUUUACCUUUCAACCAGCGGCGCAAUCUUUACUUGAAUUCCAAGCUCACCCACCGCCACCCUUUCCUCCACCUCUCUCUCUCUCUAGAUCCUUCUCUCUCACACACCACCCACACACACUAAACCCCCCCUCACCUCACUUAUAAACACCAUAUAUUCCUAAAAUAAUAACACUCCCUUAAAAUAAAUAAAACCAUGAAAGGUGAAUAUCACCGUGACGAUAACAAUAAUAAUACCACUCACCCCCAUCCCACCACCAACAUGUUCUCCAAAUUCCACCCCCACCACCACCACCAACCACCACAACAACCACAACCACCACCACAACACUUUGCCCACCAGUUCCAGCUCAGCAACACGUCGGAGGAAGCCGACAGCCGUAGCCGCAGCCCCUCCCACGCGAUCAGCCCCAUCGUUGGCGUCAAAAAAGACGCGAACGAUGGAGCCUCUAUUGAAACGGUUAAGCGGCCCAGAGGCCGCCCACCCGGAUCAAAAAAUAAACCCAAACCCCCGGUUAUCAUAACCCGAGAACCCGACCCGGCUAUGUCCCCAUACGUUCUUGAACUACCGGGAGGAACCGAUAUCGUAGACGCGGUUAACAACUACUGCCGGAAACGUAACACUGGGUUAUGUGUGUUAACCGGUUCCGGCACCGUUGCCAACGUGUCACUCCGUCAACCCACCACCACCCCCGGCGGCACCGUCACGUUCCACGGCCGGUUUGAUAUCUUAUCAAUAUCCGCCACUGUUUUCCCAUCGGGUUCGGGUUUUUCUGCACAAGUGGCAGCUUUCGCUAACGGGUUUACUAUCUCGUUAGCAGGCCCGCAAGGGCAAAUAGUCGGUGGAGCGGUGGCGGGCCCGCUCGUCUCCGCCGGCACAGUUUACAUCAUCGCUGCGUCGUUUAAUAACCCGAUGUAUCAUCGACUGCCGUCCGAAGAUGAAACCUCGGGCGGAGCGAGCGGGUCCCUCGCUCCAAGCGACCAGUCUCCUCCACCAGCUGGAGAGGGAGCUCCAGCUAGCGGAGGAGAGGGUCGGCAUCAGCAGCCGCCGUCAACAACGGCGGCUGAUUCGAUGUCGAUGUAUAGCUCUCAUCUUCCAUCUGAUGUUAUUUGGGCACCUACAGCAAGGCAACCAUAUUGAGUAAAAAUUGAAAACAUGUUAUUAUUGGUUCGUGAAAAAUGGUUAUGAGAAUUGAGAGGUUAUGUUUUUUUUAGAACUUUUUAUUGGUUUUUUUUUUGUUAGGGUAUUUUUAGUAGCUUUUGAUCUUGUAAUGUUGAAUUUAAAUGAUCAUCUCUACUUCUAUGUAGUUAUUAACCAAGAACAAACGGUUUCAUGUUCUCAUUAGGGUUUUUGAGUUGCU